AUGAACAUCAACAACCAAUUAGAACAUCUUCAAGCCAGAUAUGUUGGUACAGGCCAUGCAGACACAAACAAGUUUGAAUGGGUACAAAAUCAACAUCGAGAUACGUAUGCAUCCUAUUUAGGUCAUAGAACACUCAUGAACUACUUUGCAGUUGCCGAGAAUGAGAGUCUUGGGAGACUACAGACUAGAUUUCUUUCUAAUAUUCUGCAGCCAUGUGGGCCGCCUGUACAGAGGGAAGAUGAAUAA
Molecule: messenger RNA, 246 nt
Organism: Batrachochytrium dendrobatidis JAM81
Lineage: Eukaryota; Fungi; Chytridiomycota; Chytridiomycetes; Rhizophydiales
Exons: 4
Coding region: 1-246 (81 amino acids)
Biological process (GO): mRNA splicing, via spliceosome
Cellular component (GO): precatalytic spliceosome; U2 snRNP
Source: RefSeq, a predicted model, not a curated record